AUGAUUAGAAGACAAGCCCGGCAGAGGAGAGAUUAUCUCCACCGCCGCGCCCUCACUCUCCGCGAAGCAGAGACUGCUGAGAAGCGUGCAAAGCUCAAAGCCUCUCUGGCGACUGGAAAGCCUCUGGACCCUGCCAUUGCCAACGAUAAGACUUUACGUGAAGACUACAAGUUUGACGAAAGCGCCGAAGCCCACAAUGACAUCGAUGAUGAAUACGCCCAUCUGUCUGGCAUCACAGAUCCCCGACCCCUGGUCACAACCUCACGCUCACCCUCCACUCGACUAUCUGCCUUUGCUAAAGAGAUUCGGCUUCUACUUCCUACCUCCAUUCGUCUCAACAGAGGUACCCUCAUUCUGCCCAAUCUCGUCUCUAGCGCCAAUGCCUCUUCCUUGACGGACCUACUUCUUCUCCACGAACACCGCGGCGUGCCCACAGCCCUGACAAUUUCUCAUCUGCCUCACGGCCCCACGGCGUCUUUUUCGCUACAUAACGUCUUCCUGCGUCACGACCUCCCCAACGCUUCAAAGGGCACAGUCAGCGAAUCCUACCCGCACCUCAUCUUCGAAAAUUUCAAUAGUCCUCUUGGUAAACGAGUGGCGCAGAUACUGAAGCACCUUUUCCCGCCCCGAGAUGCUGCAACUACCAAUCAGAAGGUGGGCAACCGAGUGGUGACAUUCAAAAACAUCGAGGACAGUAUAGAAGUAAGACAUCACGUCUUCGUGCGGACAGGAUAUCAAAGUGUCGAAUUGGCGGAGGUGGGCCCUCGAAUGACGAUGCGACUGUUUGAGAUUAGGGGAGGGACAUUGGAGAGCAAGAGCGGGGACACGGAAUGGCACAUGAAUCAGUAUACAAGGACGAGUAGAAAGAAAGAUUACUUAUGA
Letharia columbiana is the source of this 882-nucleotide messenger RNA. RefSeq lists its product as uncharacterized. Gene Ontology annotation, cellular component: Mpp10 complex; small-subunit processome; nucleolus. Lineage: Eukaryota; Fungi; Ascomycota; Lecanoromycetes; Lecanorales; Parmeliaceae. Gene Ontology annotation, biological process: rRNA processing. Gene Ontology annotation, molecular function: snoRNA binding; rRNA primary transcript binding. Bases 1 to 882 code for a protein of 293 amino acids. The transcript has 2 exons. The record is from RefSeq and is a predicted model, not a curated record.